GGGGCGCGGCGGGCGGCUAGGAGCGGGGCCGCGAGCGGCAUGUCUCGCUACACCAGGCCCCCCAACACCUCCCUGUUCGUCAGGAACGUCGCAGACGCCACCAGGCCUGAGGACUUACGCCGUGAGUUUGGCCGAUAUGGCCCCAUAGUAGACGUUUAUAUCCCGCUGGACUUCUACAGUCGCCGCCCCAGAGGAUUCGCUUAUGUUCAGUUUGAAGAUGUUCGUGAUGCCGAAGAUGCACUUUACAACCUCAACAGGAAGUGGGUAUGUGGCCGGCAAAUUGAGAUACAGUUUGCGCAAGGUGACCGCAAAACACCAGGUCAAAUGAAGUCAAAAGAGCGUCACCUGUGCUCCCCGAGUGACCACAGGAGAUCCAGAAGCCCCAGCCAGAGGAGAUCUCGAAGCCGGAGUUCCUCAUGGGGAAGAGACCGGAGGCGCUCCGAUAGCCUGAAAGAGUCUCGACACAGGCGAUCCUCUUACAGUCAGUCUAAAUCUCGUUCCAAAUCACUACCCAGGCAGUCUACCUCAGCGAGGCAGUCAAGAACACCACGAAGGAAUUCUGGAUCCAGAGGACGAUCAAGAUCCAAGUCGCUACCCAAAAGGUCCAAAUCGAUGGAAAAGUCACAGUCACGCUCGCCUCAAAAGCAGACUGUCUCGGGAGCAAAGCCCAGAUCGCACGGACGGCACUGUGACUCCAUAGCAAGAUCCCCAUGCAAGUCUCCCAGAGGGUACGCCAGUUCGGGGUCGAAGACACAGACAACGAAACAUUCUCACUUCCGGUCACACUCCAGAUCCCGGAGCUACCAUCAUAAAAACAGUUGGUGAACAGCAACUUCCAGCAGAGCCACAGAGCCCUGCUCCAAGUCGUCACACCUCAUCGUGGUUAAAAUUCUUCAAGGCUUGUAGAAAUGCGAACCGGUGUUAGUUACUUCCGGCAUGUGCAAGGAAUAAAAUUGCCCUAGCUUUGGUUAAUAAAUGUUUUAUCUCGAUUUAAGGGCUCAUCCACAACUCACUCACUGUGUGCAAUGUCGCCUUUGCAUAGCCUGUACCUGGUUCACGUGGUAGUGAGGGGUACUUUCCGAAAGAUGUUGGUAAAACAGAACCAAUGCAAAAAUUCUACUUAGAUAUUAAAUACUGUCGAUAAUAUCCUUUACAAGAAUAUUUUUAUCCUAAAGCACUUUUCACAUAAAAAGUAAUCGUGACUCUGUGUAACUGAAUAGGCCAGACUUAAGCUGUUUUGACAUCAGUGGCUUUCUUGUGACUUCUGUUUAAGCCUGAGCCAAUUCCUGGUUGAUACUUGUUCAAAUUACAGCAGUCUGAAAUCUCAAAAGGUAAAACUUAAAUGAAGAUUCCACAGUCGUUUAAAAGAUAGCUAAAAGACGCUUAAAAGAGAACUCAAAGAACGUUCCGUUGUUUUUGAAUACAACAGCACAGACCAGUUGACUUGAGAUUGUUAUCCAUGUUUGUUUAAUCGGGUUACACAAAGCCAGGUGUUGGGGCAAAUGCCUGUGACCCCAGCCCUUGGGAGGGUGAGGUAGAAGGGGUAAAACCAGCAUGGACUGGGCUACAUGAGACCCUGUCUAAGGAAAAUAAAUAAAUGCUUUUUGUUUUUUGUUUUUUU
This is a messenger RNA of Rattus rattus (black rat), 1621 nucleotides long. It is a transcript of the gene Srsf12, whose product is annotated as serine and arginine rich splicing factor 12. Bases 40 to 825 code for a protein of 261 amino acids. The record is from RefSeq and is a predicted model, not a curated record. NCBI's taxonomy places the organism in Eukaryota, Metazoa, Chordata, Mammalia, Rodentia, Muridae. The transcript is spliced from 5 exons. Gene Ontology annotation, molecular function: RNA binding.